UUUUCACAGUUGCAUCGUGCUGAUGUGCGUCAGAGUAGAUGCCAAUUGUGCUGUUCCCGAAGAAGGACAAACCGCAAUUGGCACGUGGUUUUUCUCCCAAGGUAGUGCGGCUAAAUGUUCGCAUCAAAGAGGAUAUUGAGGAGGCAUCCCUGGCGAACAUCUCUCGAUCUGGGCUGCUGGCCCUCUCCAAUGACAUCUCAUCAAACCGUCACGUCACAAAGCUGGACUUCAGGCACGUUUGUUUUGGACCAGAGGAGGGCAGUAUUCUCGCAAAAGGGCUGGCGACAAACAGAGUUCUGCUGGACCUCAACCUGCAGCACAAUAACCUUUCCGAUGUUGGGACUUUGGCAGUUGCACAAGCUUUGACAGAGCAGGGUGUCCUGGAAGCGCUUACGCUAGAUGCGAAUGGGAUCGGAGAUGUCGGAGCUUAUGCCCUUGCAGAGUACGUGUCUUCUUCUCGUACUUUGAAGGAACUGAGACUUUUUGACAAUCACAUCCUCCAGGAUGGCGGUGUUGCAAUUGGGAAUGCUGUCGCCAAGUGCCCCACUCUCAGACAUCUUGACUUGGGUUUGAACGAGAUAGGUGAUCAAGGGGCAGUUGCUGUUGCUACAGCUCUCUGCGACUACAACAAGCUGUCCAAGUUGAGUAUUCGUGCCAACGGAAUCACCAGCGUUGGCGGGAAGGCAUUGGCCAAGGCACUGCGGAAAGACUGCAAGCUGCGAUCAUUGGACCUCCGAGUCAAUCGCCUGCGGGAUGAUGCAGUGAAGCACAUCUUUGAGGCACUUCUUCUCAACUCACACCUACAAGAGCUUGAUCUUGGCCGCAACAGCAUCCGUGAUGAUGCAAUGGAGUUUGUGGCUGAGGUCAUCCUGAAGAACAAAUUCAUCACCAAGCUCAGUUUCGAGGACAACUACUUCACAGAUGAAGCUGCAGAGGUCUUCUUGAAAUUGUUGCAAAAAGCUGAGCACCUGUCCAUGACAGAGUUUACUAUCCACAGCAACUACAUUUCGGAGAUCAAGCUUCAACAAAUUGAUCUGUUUAUGCGCACACAUGCGCGGGAGUUGCAGAAGAAAAAGCGAGAGAACAAACGACAAAGGAGCCAGUCGAAUGUGGGAGUAGGCCAUGGCCAUGAUACUCGAGAUGAGUCAAAGAAUUCUGCAGGGCGCCAGUCCAGUGGCAGUCACUCUCGGAGUACGUCCAGGA
Messenger RNA from Cladocopium goreaui, 1203 nucleotides. Lineage: Eukaryota; Dinophyceae; Suessiales; Symbiodiniaceae. The record is from the annotation of a GenBank genome assembly.